This is a messenger RNA of Diospyros lotus (date-plum), 3339 nucleotides long. RefSeq names its product BTB/POZ domain-containing protein At1g67900-like. The record is from RefSeq and is a predicted model, not a curated record. NCBI's taxonomy places the organism in Eukaryota, Viridiplantae, Streptophyta, Magnoliopsida, Ericales, Ebenaceae. The transcript is spliced from 4 exons. The coding region runs from base 788 to 2683 and encodes 631 amino acids.
GAGAACGAAGGACAAAGGUGGGCGCAGGAUAAGCACGUGGGCAUCGCCUUUCUCCUAUUGCUUGCACGCUGGCAUCGAGUCUCAUUAGCUGCCCCCCCAACCCAACUAAAAAGCUUCUCUCUCUCACACACACAUCGGUGGACGCACAAACAAAACGUCACAGUUUUGGUACAGUCAAGUAAUCCUAAGAUUGCAGCAGGUUGUAAUCCAAAAAUUGAAUCUUUAUAUCAUCUCUCUCUUGCCAAUUUGAGUAACGCCUUGCUUCUUGACAUACGCGUGUUUUUGGAGGUCGUCUACUUUGUUUCUUUUUUCUCUCUGCUUUGCCUUAGCUUUGCUUUCCCCCGCUUUUCUAAGUUUUUAAUGUUUUUGUUUUGAUUGAUUUGCGUGGGUAUAUUGAUGAUCUUGAUGGGAUUCGUGCCUUCUACUCAUUUGUUUCAAUGUCUAGAUCAAUUGGGGUCUCUCAGAAUCUGACAUUGGACUUUGGGAUCGCCUUGUUUCUUCUGGAUGUCUCUCAAUCUGUUCCACUCCGCUUGAUAUAUAGAUUUCCCCUAAAGCAAACACACCGCAAAAGCUAGAGGCUAGAGCUCUUUGUUUCUUCCUGCUUCUUGUUCUUGUUCUUGUUCUUGGCCUUCCCUCUCCUCUCUCUCUCUCUCUCUCUCUCUCUGUUUGGUUACACAGAAAGGAAAAUUAAAUACCAGGAUAUAGUUGCGGCGUAGCUUUGUCUACCAUGGCAAGGCACGUCCUGUAGUCGGAGAAUUCCACAGGGAGACAAAGGAAAGGCGUAAACAUGAAGUUCAUGAAACUUGGUUCCCGUCCGGACACUUUCUACACCACUGAAGCUGUAAGGUCAGUCUCCUCAGAAGUCUCUAGUGAUCUCAUAGUUCAGGUCAAGGGAAGUAGAUAUUUGCUUCACAAGUUUCCCCUGCUGUCCAAGUGCUUGAGGCUUCAGAGGCUAUGUUCCCAAAGCUCAGAGUGCCAGCACCUCCAAACAGUGCAGCUCCCAGAUUUCCCAGGUGGGAUUGAAGCAUUUGAGCUGUGUGCAAAGUUCUGCUAUGGCAUCACAAUCACAAUCAGUGCCUACAACAUUGUGUCAGCCAGAUGUGCAGCUGAGUACCUGCAGAUGACUGAGGAUGUUGAGAAGGGGAACCUAAUCUACAAGCUCGAAGUUUUCUUCACCUCAUGCAUACUCCAAGGCUGGAAGGACUCGAUUGUCACACUGCAAACCACCAGGUCCUUCCCAUCCUGGUCCGAGGAGCUUGGCAUCACAAGCCGAUGCAUUGAAGCAAUAGCUUCUAAGGUUCUGUGCAACCCCUCGAAGGUGAAUCUCUCGCGCAGCUAUUCCCGAAGGGGAAGAGACGAUAUCUCCUCCUGUAAUGGAGGAGAGAGCCAUAGACAUAAGCCUAUUUACAAGGGGUGGUGGGCUGAAGAUAUUGCAGAAUUGGGGAUAGACCUUUACUGGAGAACCAUGAUUGCAAUUAAAUCUGGUGGAAAGACACCAUCCAAUCUUAUUGGAGAGGCAUUGCGGAUUUAUGCCUCUCGAUGGCUACCCAAUAUUUCUAAAGGCACAAACGUUAACAGAGAAGAAGAGUCAGAUUCAGAUUCUGAUUCGGUUGGGGAUACGAGUUCAAAAUAUAGGCUGCUGUUGGAAUCAAUUAUAAGCCUGCUCCCAGCAGAGAAAGGUGCCGUUUCUUGUAGCUUCUUGCUCAAGCUCUUGAAGGCAGCCAACAUACUCAAUGCCUCAUCUUCUUCCAGGAUGGAAUUGGCUAGGAGAGUUGGAAUCCAAUUGGAGGAAGCCAAAGUCGGUGAUUUGUUGAUACCUUCUCCGUCACACAAGAAUGACAGAGUCUAUGAUGUGGACAUAGUGCUGAACAUAUUGGAGCAGUUCAUGUUACAGGGGCAGAGUCCCCCAACUAGCCCGCCAAGGGCCAAGGAUGGUUUUCAGCCACGAAGGAGAUCUCGCUCGGCAGAGAAUGUCGAUAUCGAGCUUCAGGAGAGGAAGAGGUCUUCCUCGGCAUCUCACAGUGCAAAACUCAAGGUGGCAAAGCUUGUGGAUGGGUAUCUUCAAGAGAUAGCCAGAGAUGCAAAUUUGCCUCUGUCCAAGUUCAUUGCGUUGGCAGAGGCUAUUCCUGAGUUUGCAAGAAUCGAUCAUGAUGAUCUAUACAGAGCAAUUGAUAUCUAUCUCAAGGUUCACCCAGGUCUCAACAAGAGUGAAAGAAAGCAUUUGUGCAGAAUAUUGGACUGCAAAAAGCUAUCGAUGGAAGCCUGCAUGCAUGCAGCUCAGAAUGAGUUGCUACCACUGCGGGUGGUUGUGCAAGUCCUCUUCUUCGAGCAAGCCCGAGUUGCAAUGGCUGGCGGCCAGGUGACCGAGCUGCCCAGCAACAUCAAGGCUCUCCUAGCGGUGCAUGGUGACCCAAGGAGACCAAACGCGUCGUUGAGCUCCAACGUCACUGGCCAAGCAGAGGACCAGUGGAGCAUCUCCGGCCUGAAGUCGCCCAACUCAAAACUCUCAACUCUGAAGACGAAGCUGGCUGAAGACGAUGAUUUGGAUGAGAAUUACCCGAAUGGAAUGCCAAAAUCUGCCAAAGUGAAUAAGGCUGUUGUUUCCUCUCAUCCAACUCGGCCAAAGAGGAUGCUCAGUAAGUUGUGGUCCAUCAAUAGAAGUGCAGCAAGUGAAAAGAACUGAUAAAAGAGUUUUUGUUUCUUUUCUGGUUGGGAUGGUAAAAUAUGGAAGGGUAAUUACACUCUUUACCUUUUGUUCUUUAUUUCUUUCUGGCAAAAUACGUUGUAAUUUCUAGGGAAACAAUCACUGUGCAUUGUUGUUGUAGUCUAUUAUGCUAAUAAGUAACAAGUUUUCCAGAGAAAGUUGAGAGAAAAAUAUCUCAAGGAAGCUUCACUUUGUGGAAACUGAAUCAAGAUAUUUGCUCUAUCACAAUAUUGUUUUGAUGAUCUUAAUAAAUGAAAUUAUGGUUUGAAGAGAAACAAAGAUCAGAUGACUUGGAAGAGCUCAGGAUGAGAGCAGCGGCCUGCAGCUUACUUUCCACAGAAUUCUAAGAACAAAUUUCAGCUGUGGGUUCCCAAAUCACAAUGAUAACCUACGAACCCUGGCAAUCUGCGUCAUCGUCCUCUGAUCAUCAGAUCCAGCACAAGAGCUUCAACAUUAUUCCAACCAUAUCAAAAUAGGACUGUCAUCUGUAAAUGAGAUCGAGCUUUCAGUGUUUGGGUUUGACUGGUUUACAUUUAAGGUGUUUGGUGUCGGAUCAUUUAUGAUCUGAAUUUUGUAAAAACUAUUCAAGUUUACUUCAUUCAUAUGUUAUGCCAUUCAGGUUUGGUAUGAAUUUA